UGACUUUGAUCAUCAUACAUACGGAGUGGGUAGAGAGACAGUAAAUCAAAUUCUCCAUCAAAAUCUGAAUCUGAAGGAACGAAAGAAAAGAAUGGUAUGAGAUGAUGCAGCAUAUAUAGAAGACAACCUGAAAUCAGCACUCGGCCAUGGCUGUUUCUAUGUCUAACGCACCGCCCAUUCACCUUCACAGAAACCUUAUUUCCCUCCAUUUCCCGCCUUCUGUUCUGUACUCUCCGCCCCGUCGAAGCCCGUUGUUUCACCCACGUCUCCAUGCCCUAAAAACUGAAUCCGAUAGUGGGAGUGUCAGGAGCCAGGACGCCUAUAAUCCAGAUUUGCUAAGAAAGCCUACUAUAUCACCAAUAGACGACGGCGAUGUAUUGUCGAAGAAGGGAGGCAUGUCUGGCCUCUCGGACGACAACGAGGGAUUGGAGGACGAAGGGAAGAAAAUUUACAGGCAGCGGGAGGACGAGGAAUGGGUUGACUGGGAGGACCAGAUUUUGGAGGACACUGUGCCGCUUGUUGGCUUUGUCAGGAUGAUUCUUCACUCUGGAAAAUAUGGAAGUGGUGACAGACUGAGCCCUGAGCAUGAAAAAACAAUUCUGGACAGAUUACUUCCAUAUCAUCCACAGUAUGAAAAAAAGAUUGGAUGUGGAAUCAACUACAUCACAGUUGGUUAUCAUCCUGAUUUUGAAGGUUCACGUUGUUUGUUCAUAGUACGGAAGGAUGGGGAAUUGGUAGAUUUCUCAUACUGGAAAUGCAUAAAGGGACUCAUCAAGAAGAACUAUCCUCUCUAUGCAGACAGCUUCAUUCUGAGACAUUUUCGACAGCGUAGACGCCGUGAAUGAAGUUGACAAAUAAACAAAUAUGAUGCUUGCUACCAUGUAUAAAAAAGAGAACAGAGAGUUGGGAGUUGGGUUUGGAUUACAUUUGUUUUAAACUAUUUGAAUCAUCGUGGUACAAAUAACUUUGUAACAUUUAGGGGCAGGAAAGAGAUUGUUGAAUGCACAAAUUGGUGUCACCUAAUGCCAUUCAUUUCAUCUGUAUUAACCAUGGGAUGCUGUGAAACGGCUCGACCUUUUGUCAUUCUAAAAUUUUUUAUGGUUUGCA
Nelumbo nucifera (sacred lotus) is the source of this 1107-nucleotide messenger RNA. RefSeq names its product DCL-like protein. The record is from RefSeq and is a predicted model, not a curated record. Gene Ontology annotation, biological process: chloroplast organization; chloroplast rRNA processing. Gene Ontology annotation, cellular component: chloroplast. NCBI's taxonomy places the organism in Eukaryota, Viridiplantae, Streptophyta, Magnoliopsida, Proteales, Nelumbonaceae.